Messenger RNA from Hippoglossus stenolepis (Pacific halibut), 1594 nucleotides. RefSeq names its product TAFA chemokine like family member 3a (gene tafa3a). The transcript has 5 exons. Gene Ontology annotation, molecular function: receptor ligand activity. The record is from RefSeq and is a predicted model, not a curated record. The coding region runs from base 417 to 815 and encodes 132 amino acids. NCBI's taxonomy places the organism in Eukaryota, Metazoa, Chordata, Actinopteri, Pleuronectiformes, Pleuronectidae.
AGUUGUGUUGGAGGCAGGAACCUCCGUCAGAAAGCCCCGGAUCCACGCGGUAUGAGUCCCGGCUCGGAGCUGCACGGUCCCGCCGCGCUGUCGCUCCGCUGGGUGGGAAGUUGCUGUGAGUCAGAGCCGGAGGAGCAGUAACUUUUCCAGACUUGAACAAGUGCAGCAGCAGCAGCAGCAGCAGCGAGUCUCCAGCAGCUGAUCUCAGACCAGGCUCCACUCUGAGGAUUGUGCGUCUGCAGACAUCUGACUUUCCACCGGCGUCUCCAUCCAGAUGUGUUGUGUGAUGCGUCCUGACGCCACAAGGAAAUGGCUUUUUUCCUCUAAACAGCAGCUCUCUGGUUUUUUGGGGGUUGACAAUGGAGAAUAAAUGAAAGGGGACGUUUCCCGGGAUUAAGUGACUGCACGACGACAGAAUGCGGAAGAGGGACCUGCAGAGCAUGUGCAGAAGGGCGCUGCUGCUGACCGUCUGUAUGGUGUCUCUCUGGGGAGAACUGACCAGUGCAUCGUCACACAGAAGCCACAUAGUUCACGUGAAAGCGGGAACCUGUGAGGUAAUUGCCGCGCACCGAUGCUGCAACAAGAACAAGAUCGAAGAGAGAUCCCAGACUGUCAAGUGCUCCUGCUUUCCUGGACAGGUGGCGGGGACAACAAGAGCGGCUCCGUCGUGUGUAGACGCAUCGAUAGUUGCACAGAAGUGGUGGUGCCAGAUGCAUCCCUGCAUGGACGGGGAGGAGUGCAAAGUGCUGCCGGAUCUCAAAGGAUGGAGCUGCAGUACGGGAAACAAAGUUAAGACAACCAAGGUCACACGAUAGUCGUCCGUUUCCAGGACAACGUAGUCUGGAACUGGGCGUCAGAUCUUCGAGGACAUUUGGAUAUCAUGUCUUUUGAGAUUUCGGUGGACACCAGGGACCAACGAGGACAAUAAUCACGGACAUUCCACUGGACGAAUGGAGGAAGAGGAUCAGGAAGCUUCAUUAAAGACUAAAUAUCCAAAAAUGACUUUAGAUGCAGCAGCGGCAGUAGCUGUCUCUGCCCACCAAAUCUCUCUUUGUAUUAUAGUUUUAUUCCCGUGGACUUGAAGACUCUACCAUGAAGAAGAUUAUUGACUUUAAAGACUGUGGAUUACACCAGGAGAAAAAAAUAUCACCUUUAAAACAAAACCAUGUGAUGUGAAGCUUUUUGUGUUAUUUUCUUGCCACAAACAAACCCCAGAACUCUUGAUGCAUAUCUGUGUUGAAGAUCUAGUGAGAGCAUAAGCAUUUUCAUUCCUUUCAGCCUUAUGGAGCAGAUCUCUCUUCUGCUUCUUUCUCUCUUGGUUGAUUUGAAACCAUCCCGUGUUCGGCUUUCUUUCGUUUUUUUUGGGACGUCAAGUCUUCUUUUCGAAGACACGAGGCGAAACUACGACAAACAGCAGACCCAUAAAAAAUGGAAUCAUGUUUGACCACGAGUCAACAAGGGUCAGCACAGCCGACUUCUGCCAAAAUGUUUUAACUGUAUCUGUUGUUUUCGAAGCCUGGUGACAACCAUUGAUUACAAAUGUCAGUAUUAUCUCAAUAAAUUUAACUCAAUGGAUAUAACUCUUCUCUAUAAA